This is a messenger RNA of Exaiptasia diaphana, 4711 nucleotides long. RefSeq names its product aryl hydrocarbon receptor nuclear translocator homolog. Gene Ontology annotation, molecular function: DNA-binding transcription factor activity, RNA polymerase II-specific; RNA polymerase II cis-regulatory region sequence-specific DNA binding; protein dimerization activity. Gene Ontology annotation, biological process: regulation of transcription by RNA polymerase II. Bases 305 to 2632 code for a protein of 775 amino acids. The record is from RefSeq and is a predicted model, not a curated record. Gene Ontology annotation, cellular component: transcription regulator complex; nucleus; aryl hydrocarbon receptor complex. NCBI's taxonomy places the organism in Eukaryota, Metazoa, Cnidaria, Anthozoa, Actiniaria, Aiptasiidae. The transcript has 18 exons.
GUUAUUUUCAACCAGAGGCAGUCUGCAGAAUAACUAACUUAUUUGCCCCUCGAAGAACGCUGUAAUUUGGAACAAUUGAGUUUAUGCCCUGGGUCAGGCAUCAUUUGUAAGGGUUUAGCUGUCUUUCUGGRCUAAUUUUUGYCAAGAUUUGGGKUUUCCUGUAGCCCAGUGCUUAUAAAUUUGGAGCGACAGUAACUUAAUGCCAGAGAUGAUUCUCUACAUAGACUGACACAGGACUUUAYUCAACGCCUGCAAUUUAUUGUGAUUAUUGAAUGAAUACAUGGUGCUUUGAAAGAACCGAAUUAUGGACCCUACCGAAAGCUUCAUGUUCCCCUCUGGAGCUGUCGGCGAUGGAUUGGUAGACGAAUAUGAAAACGACCCUAACGAGAAGUCACACGGAAGAUUAAGGAAACGUAAAAGCAACGUCUCAUUCAUGAAAGACGAUGAAUCUGACGACGACGAUACRGACAAACCAGAAACCAAGAUGUCCAGACAAAGUGGAGAGUCGGACAACGUGAAAGACAAAUUUGCCAGGGAAAACCACAGCGAGAUUGAAAGGAGACGUCGAAAUAAGAUGAAUGCAUAUAUUAAUGAGUUGUCUGAUAUGGUACCAUCAUGUACGGGAUUGGCCAGGAAGCCUGAUAAAUUGACGGUCUUGAGGAUGGCUGUUAACUACAUGAAAACUUUAAGAGAAUCAUCCAAAGAAGAAAAAUUAGCCCCUCAAGAUGUCAAUUACAAACCAUCAUUCCUUUCUGAUCAAGAACUGAAACACUUAAUCUUAGAGGCUGCUGAUGGAUUUCUGUUUGUUGUAAACUGUAAAACAGCAAUGGUUGUGUAUGUAUCUGACUCUAUAACUCCUGUCCUUGGACAACCACAGGCUGCCUGGAUGAACCAAUCCUUAUACGAUUUGAUCCAUCCUGAUGAUAUUGAGAAAGUACGAGAUCAACUGACCUCCUCAGAUUCCCCUGACGCUGGUCGRGUUUUGGACAUUAAAACUGGUAAUGUAAAGAGAGAUUCACAUGGAGCUCAUUCAAGAGCACAAGCAACUUCAAGAAGAAAUUUUAUCUGUCGAAUGAGAUGUUCAGAGAUGGAGGAUAGUUCUGAGACAGGAAAUAAAGACAAAUUAGGGGUAUUAGAUGAGGAAUAUGCCAUAGUUCAUUGUACUGGCUACCUCAAGAACUGGACGGGUAACAAUGGGACAGCAAGUUAUGGCGGAGAAGAUAAUAACACAACUUCGCUGGUUACAAUCGGCCGACUACAGCCUGCUAGUGCACCACAAAGUAGUGACCUGGUUGAUACUCCCACAAUAACUGAGUUUAUAUCACGACACAGCCUUGACGGCAAGUUUACAUUUGUGGAUCAGAGGGUGACUGAUGUUCUUGGAUACCAACCUCAAGAGCUAUUAGGACAACUCUGUUUUGACUUCUUUCAUCCUGAAGAUUUAAAACAUAUGACAGAAAGUUAUGAACAAGUGAUAAAGUUAAAAGGACAAACACUAUCUGUACGUUAUCGGUUCAGAAGUAAGGGUGGUGACUGGGUUUGGAUAAGAACAAGUUGUUUUAGCUUCCAGAACCCUUACACCGAUGAAGCUGAGUACAUUGUAUGCACAAACACCACAGUUAACAACUUCCAAAUCGACACUUCACUACCACAAAUAAUGGCUGGUUCUGGUAUGCCAUCAAGAGGAAGCAGUGGUCCAUACAGCAGCAGUAGUUCUGACUAUUCUCAAGUUUCACCAGCUAGUGCUCUUACUGGUCCUGAAAUGCAACAACAGCAGCAAAUUCUUCAAGCUCUGCAGCAGCAACAACGCAAUGCAAAGCAAGUGAUGAUGGGAGAUGAAACUAUCUUUCAUUUUCCUGGUCAAAGUCAAAGUGGUAUUCCAGAAAGUGGUCUAGAUGCACUUGCAAAGGCAGGAGAACUGAGUGAAAAAAGAGGCAUAAACCAAUCAACUAAAGACAUUUCACCCAAUCAAAGCAACUAUAAAGACCCAGGGAUGGCCCGYGCUGGUGUCUCACAAGAUGCUAUGGGACAAAAUGGUGCAGGAGUCCUUGCACCAGGAUCUGAAGCAUCCAAACARACAACUGAUUUGGAUAAGUCAUUAGAGUUCUCUACUGGUCAAGCAGGAAGUCUUCUUGCAGCAUUAGUGCAAAGACGGCAGGCUAUGGCAGCAGCCACAGGGUUACCUUCCUCAGCCUUACCUCAGGCGGCACUUUACAAUCAAAUGAUGUCCCAAGUCAAUGGAGGAAUGGGCAUGGUGCCACCUGGGAUGAGUAGAAUGAUGUCUCCACAAGGUGUAAGUCCAAUGUCACCUGUUGACGCUAUUAGAGGGCAAUCAGCAGCGUCUGGAAUUCCUGACAUGGGGUCUAGUGGUGCCAUGUAUGGUAGUGGAAUGAGAAAAGGGGACAGUCAGGAUAUGAGUCAGAUGGCUCAAAAAGGUGCAUACUCGCAACUUUUGUCAGAAAACAUGAGAAGUGGAGUACCACAAGGGAUGUGGCCAGCUAUGAUGGGACGGCAGAUGGAUGGUAACACUGGUAUGGCAAAUAACUCACCUAAUACAUCACAGACAAGUCGAUAUGGACAGGUACCAAGUACUACGACUGGUGGACCAAAUCAAUACCCGUUUUACCCAUGAUAACACUAUGCAGUUUUUGGCAUUCCUGCAACCUUGCAAACUGUCCAAUUCACUUCAUGCAAUGUUCURAAAACUGAUCAGAAUCAUACCACCUCCAACGAUGUGCAACCAGGCAGUAUUUUUACAUUGUUCUAAUCUGUUUUAGGACAAAAAACAAUGUCAGUAUGCAAUUGAAAUGCACUGAUGUGUGGUGGUCCUCCUUCAAUGCAGUCACCAAUAUCUAUGUAAACAUCAAUGUGAUUCAAACUGCAUCUUUUUUAUCAAUGUAAUCUAUUAACCUAAUUUCUUACUAGCUAAUGUGCUUUAGAUUUCAACAAWGCCCAUUCCUAAGGGACUUAAGAGUGACACAUAUAGAGCUUUAAAGCCAGGUUUACAUGAGCAAUGCAAGCACAAAUGUACAGUACAUUGAAAAUGCAAACACAAAUACAAGAAAAUAUAGAAGUUUCAUUUCUUGUUUAUGCAUUUGGUUUUGCGCUUGCAUUGGUUGUGUGAACCAGGCUUAAGACUGUUUAAGCUUGAACAAUACUCUAGUAUUUAUAGAGAUGGCAUGUUUGCACUAGUGUUUUAUUAAAUAACAAUAUAGAUGAUAAUAUUAUACAUAUUACUGUAAUGAGCAAAAGGUGUUUGUGUGUCAUGUAACCCCUGUGAAUUCUCUUGAAUGCUGUAAAUACUUCAUCAAACUGGAAGACCUACAAUAUGAGAUUGAUUAUGAUCAGACUUCUAUUUUCCAAUAUACAAAUCGCCUUUUUUUAAAGAUUUUAUGAACUUAUUUUAGAAUCCUAGUUGACUGCAUUGCUUUUUGCUCUAAGCAUGCUAAAAAUACAUUGUUUACUUUAUUGUCCAGUCAUGUUUGUUAGAUAAUACUUCCAGUAAGCAUUUCUUUCUGCUUGUCCUUUUUAACACCGUAAUCAUUAGGAUUAGUACAGAUAACAUAAGCUUUCAAUAAUAGAUUUAACCAAUAGAUGCUGGUAUUCUUCUGCAAAUAAGGGUACAUUUUGAAUUAAAAUCAAUGCAUUGUUGUUGACUAGAAUUCUCCAACCAUAUUUACAUGAACAUCAAGUAAUUAUUUAACAUAWUAAGUAGUGAGAUUCAGGAUUUUCUAGUUCAACUUGUUCUUGUAAAUGUGGCUGGUAGUCUUAAUGGGCAAGAUAAUAAUAAUUGUGAUACAGGUCGACACAUGCCACAGUUAUUCUGACUGGCAUGUGUKUUGACCUGYGCUAUUGCCUUUAAUAUAAAUCGUAUAUUAUAUAUURAAUAGACAUUGGUGGUGUGAUGGCACUAAACAGUAACUUGUCUGGUGAAAUGUUUCUGAUUAUUAGCGUUUCUUCAUGAUUCUUCAUGCCUGUUUUAGUGAAAAGCUCUCAUAAACAUAGUGAACAUACAAGUGGUUAUUGUAUGGAGCAUGAAGUAUUGCUGUGCUGUUUAUUUUUACUGCGUUUUAUGAUGAAGUUACUUUUUUAUUUUAGUCAUUGAGUUGCACAACUUUAUGCUCUUUACUGCUGCUUUCAUUUUGUUUUUGACUGAAAAAUGGCUUUAUUGUAGACAGCUUAGUUACUUUUAGUUGCACAUGACUAGAGCUCUACAGACAAACAGUGAGCUUGCUUUAUAUAACAUCUUGCACACUUAUAGAAAAUUAUUCUGAACUGUAAAGAGAACACUGUUCUUCCAAGUGCCAUCAAACUAGCAAUUAUCUACAGAAACUGCAUUAAAUUUCAUGCUGUCAAUAUUUUUGUUGACACAAGACUUGUAUAUAAAUAUAUCUUUCACUGGCUCAUUAGCAGCAAGUUACUAUAUAUACUUUGGAGUACUUAUAUUAAUUCCAUGAAAUAUCUAUGUAGGUGUUAUUUCAUGGAUAUAAUAUCAGCACUCUUGUAUGAAUUCAAAGACAAAGGAAAACUUUAUUUUUAGAAAUGUUCUUUACUAUACAUGACAUACUGUUCUUUGGUGGUAUUUUGUCGUUUUGUGCUAAUGUCCAUAUAUUGUAGGCCAUAGUAGAAUGUAAAAUGGUAGUAUGUUUUAUCUGUYGUAUAACUGUAUUUUCACUCAAACAAGAAGAAAAAUAUACCUGUGUGAAAUCUU